This is a messenger RNA of Paramecium octaurelia, 8559 nucleotides long. NCBI's taxonomy places the organism in Eukaryota, Ciliophora, Oligohymenophorea, Peniculida, Parameciidae. The record is from the annotation of a GenBank genome assembly.
AUGAAAAAGUUUACAAUAAUUCUUAUUAUUGUUUGUCUGCAACUUUGUAGUUGCGAUUAGUGUUCUGAUUACUUUUAAGAUGAAACCGGAUGUAUACAGAGCACUGGAAUUUCUUGCAGAUGGAUUGAGCAGAACAACCAAUGUCAAGAAUCCACAGGAACUUUGAUUGGAUGCCAGAAUUAUUUAAAUUAGGCAGCUUGUAUUUCAUAGAAGGUGUACCCUGACAAAUCAAUAGCCGAAUGUAUUAGAUUAGUAGUAUUCCCCUAGGUAUUUUCAGUGGAUAUUGCAGAAGUGUUAUCGAUGAUGCAUCAGAGUGUUAAAAAAAUUUAUCAAGAGCCGGGUGUUUGGGAGUGGAAGAAGCUUAUUGCAUUUGGAAGGACUAAUGCAUUGCGAUCUCACAAAGUCAGGCAGUGGUAUUAGGUUAGGCAACAUCAGCAACAGAUGAAUUGAAACUGUCAUCAAUUACAGUAUGUCAAUAAAUUAUAAAUUUCCCAGGUAUUAAUUGAAAUUGAAAUUAGCUAUUCAUUAGCAUGGGGCACAUGAUGCUUUGACUCAGUUAUAUUUUGAGAACCUAACAUCAUCAGGAGGGGAGAAUGAGUACGAGUAACAAAUGUUGAUUCCAGGGUGUUUUUAGCCAGUCACUGAUAUCUAUAAACAAAUAAAGUGUGAUGCAGCAGGAUUGAAUUCAUUAAGCUGCAUGCUGGUUGAAACCGAACCUUGUAUUUUUUCAGAGGGCAGCUGUAAAAAAGUGUUUAAUUUCAAUACUUUGAGUUGCAGCGAUAAGUUAAAUAAAAUAGCAUGCUUAUCAAUUACAAACUUUGACCAAACUUGUUAUUGGACUGGUACUUAAUGCACAACAUAUCUAGUAACCAAAACUACAUCUUGUAGUAUAUCAAUAUAAGUAACAGAAUUAUCAAUUUAAAUAGGUCUCUCCUAGUGUUUGCGCUAAUGUAAUAAAAAAAGAUGAAUCAUGUUUUUAUGAUUCAGCAACUAUGAAGUGUGAUUAGAUGUGCAAGUCUCCGAGUCUAAGCAGCUCUAUAAAAUGCGAAUUAUCAAAACAUGAAUGUUCGUGGUUUGAUUACGGGGUUGGAUAUUGUAUCUUCAAAAAGAAUUAAUGUGAUAGACAAGGAUAGAAUUACACCUCAUGUAUGGCAGCAGACGAAUAUUGUCUCUUUGAAGGUGGACUAUGCAAAUCUAUAUCGAAUUUGAACCUCCUAGGGUGUAAUAGUGGGUUAAAUAAGAAGGCUUGCAUAAACUUGAAGAAUCCAAGUUAAGUCUGUUAAUUUUGGGAAGAUGAAUGCUCAGAAAUCUAUACAACCCCAGAAGAUCUACCAUAUUAAUUAUGGGAUGUGAAUCAGAAUGCAUGUAAAAAAAUAACAACAACUGCCAGUUACUGGAGUAAUGGUUCCUGUUUCUACGCAUCUGGGAAUGAGGAGUGUACAACCCAAGGCUACAACAAGUUGGGAUGUCUUAAUACUGUUAACACAGUGUCGCCUUGUCAAUGGAAUGGAGAUUCAGGAAGUUGUCAGGCAAUAACAAUAACUAGAGAGACGAAAUGUGAAUCACUAAAAUUGGUAAAUGCGGUUGCUUGUCGAGCAGUUUAAGAAGAAGAUUCAAGUGGCAAUCCAGUGUUGUGCAAGUACAACUUAAAUUCUACUGCUUGUGAAAAGGUCACCGUACUCUCUUCGAUUAAUUGUGAAACUGAAGGUUUAAAUGAGGCAGCUUGCAGUUCAGUUCCUGAUCCAUUGUAAAGUUGCAGGUGGUCUUCAAAUUAAUGUGUAAAAGUGACAGCUUUGGGAAGUGCAGUUACCUGUUAGGCUUUACAAUCAGUGACUUAGAGAACUUGUGCAAUGGUCUAAUCCAAUAAUUAGAGAUGUCUAUAUGACUCAUCAAGGAAGAGUUGUACAACCCAAGUACCACCAUCAACUGCAUGCACUGCUGCUGGUUUGAAUCCCUAUGGCUGUGCAUUUGUAAGUUCGAAGUGCCACUUUGAUACUACCACCAAUCAAUGCAAAUCUACCUUAGAUUCUGAUUAUGCAACAAUCACUUGUGACACGAAUUUCCCAUCAAAAAGCACUUGUGUGUUAAUAACAAAGGCUAAUUAAUAUUGCAGAUGGUUAGGAAAGGACAAUGUUUGUGAAUUAUUUAGUUUUCCUGCCUCUGAUUCAUGUACUAAGUAUUCAAAUGUCAACAAACUAUUUUGUUUGGCUUUAGAAGUAUCAUUACAAAGGUAUAUCAGUUCCAGUUACUAUUGUUCCUAUGAUACGGGAACAAGUUCUUGUACUGAAUAUACAAAUCUUGCUUCAUGGGCAGAUUGUGGAUCAACAUUAGAUAUCAAUUUACAUGCUUGCGUAGCUCUCUCUAAUACUAAUAAAUAUUGUUACUUUGAUCAAACAACAUUGAAAUGUACAGAAAUCACAGAUCCUAAUGAUUCCAAGUUUUCAUCUUUGCUCUGCAAAUAAGCAAAUAAAAAGUUGUGUCUCAGUUUAUCAACGACUGGAUAGUAUUGCCAAUGGGUAGAUUCAGAGAAAAAGUGUCAACCAAUAAAAUCAGGGUAAUAAUGUUCCGAUUAUGUGUCCAUGACAGUCAAUCCAACUCUGUGUGCCAGUACCUACCCUGAUGAGGCAUGUGUUUCCAAUUUUGCUGAUAGUCACUGUAAAGUUGUAACAGCUGGUGAUACAUCUUACGGUUGUCUUGAAAAGGGAUUGAACAAGAAAGCGUGUUUGGAGAAUACAAACGGGGCAUGCUAUUACGAUAGUGAUAAAUUGCUUUGUUUAGAAGUGUCUGGAACAGCAGCAUAUUAAGUGUCAUGUUUUGGCGAUGUGAACAAAUUAGGUUGUUUGGCUUCUUUACUAUAUCCUUGCAAAUGGGCUGACAACGCUUGCUCCUACGUUUAUGAUAUAGAUCCCUUUAAUUCAAUCUGCACUGACUUAUCAACAUAGCUUUACAACCCUAAGGUUUGCUAGAUAAUCCAAACUGAUGGUCAAUAUUGCCAAUAUGAUUCAGUAACCUUCCAUUGUGCAGAUUUCUCGGACUUUGUCUAAGAUUGCAAACCUGGGUACAAUUAUUUAACUUGCAGUAUGAAUAAUUUGUGUCAAUGGGAUUCAAGUUCAGAAAGUUGUUAACCCAGUGGUUCUGGAGUGGAUUUAUGCAAAAGUCAAUCGACUGAAACUGAUUGUCUAAGCAUCACAAAUGACACAUGUUCUUGGACUACUGCAGGUAAGUGUAAAAAGAUUGUCAUCACUGAGUACACCCAAUGCAGUUAGGUGGGUUCAGCGUAAGGUAAGUUCGUGAAAAGAAUAUGCCAAUCUAUCGCUUUCAUAUAAGGCAGUUGCCAAUAUGAUAGCACUAGCAAGGCUUGUGUGACAGUGACAACUACUAACAAUCAAUGCAAUGCUGUAGGUCUGAACAAAAAGGCCUGUUUUAAUAAUACAAUCGGGUAUAAAUGCAGAUUUGAAUCAGACACGACCAAAGAUGAUUAUGGAUGUUAAGAGGUCAGCGACUUUUCAAAUCAAGGUUGUUCUGAUAGCUUAGAUAGCGAGGCUUGUGCAUCAGUUACUACUUCUUAAUGUGCAUACAACAUGACUUAUGAUUUAUGCGAAGAUUACUCACAAUAUUACCUGGCCUACUAUUACACUUGUGCUUAAUUUAGCACUGGCUAUAAAGUUACAAUAAACUUAUGCAAGUAUCUUAAAGAUGUUGCUUGCAUUUAUGAUUCCACAACCUAAACGUGUAAGGUCACAAAUGUACUAUUGGAUCAAUGCAAUACUAAUGCUACGAUCAAUUCCGUGUAUUGUUUAACAUAAAUUAAAAAUUAAACAUGCGACUUCGAUCCGUAUUAUGGGAGCUUUUGUUAUGAAACAGAUACGUCUUAUUGGCCAUGCAGUUAUUGCCAAUCCUUUAAGUAAUGUGUUAAUAGCAGAUAUUAAAUAUGCAAAUGGUAGGACGACAUGUGUUAGGAAAUCACGAUUGAUGUACAAUGUUCAGAUUUGACAAGUAUCAAUUCUAACGCCUGCAUGAGUUUCAGUGGGAAUACGAAAUGUUAGUUCAAGUAUGAUCCAGUAGCAUCAACGUCGUCUUGCAUCGUUCCUUUGGAUGACACUUAGCCAUGCUCAGGAUUGAAUGAAGUUGCUUGUGUUGCCAACACAACCUAAUCCUGUUUCUUUUAUUAGAAAUAAUGCUAUUUCAUCUUUGAUAAUCCUUACUUGGCUAGUUGCACUGAUGACUUUUCUUUUAAUUAUAAAGGGUGCGUGAGAAUUAUGAAUUCAGAGCAAAAAUGCAAAUGGGACACCAGUCUUAAUAAAUGUGUUUCAACAACGACUUCAUCAACAGAUGCAUGCACUACUUAUGCAGAUUCUAAUUAUUCAGCAACAAUAUGUGCAUCAAUUGAGAGUGGAAAUUGCAUUUGGAAUAACGGAUGCAAAGUGGACGUGGCUCUUGGUUGUGAUACACUGGGAGCAAAUAAAGGAGCAUGCAUAAAUGCAUUAUCAGGAAGUUGCGUAUAUUCAGAAGGAGUUUGCAUAGAUGUGACCACUCCCUCAGCCUUAGUGAAAAACAAAUGCACAGAUCCUUCAAACUAAUCAGGAUGUCUGAACAUGAAUCAAGGACAAACCUGUAAAUGGACUGGGAGCACAUGUCAAGAGAUCAGCGUAACUGGCGGUUGCACCUCGUAUACUAAUGUGAACCCAGGAGUAUGCUAAAGUGUUACCGAUGUGGCAUGCAAAUGGACAUCUUCCAAUUGUGCUGUAGUCAUAAUGAAAGGAUUAUGCAAUUAGCCAGGAUUGAACAAAUCGGCAUGCUUGAAACUCACCUCAGAAGUAUGCUAUUUUAGAAGCAAAAACAAUAGUUGCACUCAGAUUACUCAGUAGGUUCUGAAUGAAUUGGAAUGCACGGACAAUCUCAAUGAACUCGCAUGUCUAUCUCAUUAGAAGAAAUGUUGCAGUUGGCAUAUAGAUACAGGAACAUGCCAGAAUUCAACAGCAGGCACAAGUUGUGACUCACUGAUGCUUAACUCACCUUAUUGUUGUUUGAUUUUGACUGAAUAACCUUGUAAGAUGGGACCAUACUGUUAAUUAUUAACAUCGCAAUUCUCAUAGUGUUCGGAUGCAUACAACAAAUAUGCUUGUGAGUGGAUUAAUUCACCAUGUAGGUGGGAUGAUACCCUAAUGAAUUGCAUAUAGGUCAACAAAAAUUAUGGAUGCAAACCGGAUCUGAAUUUAGCAGGAUGUGUGAAUCAAUCAACCCAUUGUAAAUAUUUAAAUAAAACUUGCAUGACAGCAAGUACUUCAGACACUUGCAAAGAUUUAUAUGAUUCCUCCUUAUCUUCCACGAAAUGCGUAUUAAUAACAAAUAGCAGAUGUUUGGUCAGUAAUAAUGGGUGCACAGUUCCUCCCUACAAUGUCAAGUGCACUGAAAAUCUCAAUAGACUUGCCUGCUUGGAUAAUGUCAAUUAUUGUGUUUGGAAUGACACUGCUAAAACUUGUAAUGGUAAGAGAGUACUCACAGCCUCAACAACAUGUGCAACUGGUAUUGUCAGCAGGGGGCUAUGUGCAUUCUCGAAAGUACAAUGUAAAUCUGGAGAGGAUUAUUCGUGUUCCGCCUUCACUAACAUUGAUGAUGCGAAUGUAUCCUGCGAUCAAAGAAAUGCCGUUCUUUCUACCAACUCCUCCUAGUGUUUAGCUCUGGAUAAUGUCAUCUGCCAAUAUGACCCCACUACACAGAGGUGCACCUCCUAGAUCUUCGGUUCUGUUUGCACUUCCAUUGUUACCAAAAAAGGAUGCAUCUUUAUAGAGAAUAACUGUUAUUGGUCCAAUAACUUGUGUCUGCAAUACAGUACUGACAAGUACUUUAACACAUGCGAAUAGAUUUACACAAAGUAUUAGUGUUUAGUGAAUAUCAAUACAUCCUGUUAUUGGGACAGUGAAUAAUAGCUCUGCAGAACUUACAAGGGUAGUGUAGUCACUUGUGAUGAACACACCGAAGAAGUGAUAUCCCCAGGAAUAUGCUUUUAUUUCUCGUCAGAUUAUUGUGGCCAUGACGGAACCAAAUGCAUAUAGGAUACUACUUAGUCGGUUUGUGCCAACUCAAAGAGUCCGCUAGGGUGUCAAGCGAAUACAGCAGGAAAUUGUUUAUGGAAAAUCGACAUAGGCAAAUGCAUAGCCUUAGCAGAUUCUAGUCUUGCUUAGACCAUGACUUGUGUCGAAUUGAAGUAUUCCACAAAAGCACUUUGCUUAGCUCCAAUCAUAGAAGGUUAGACUUGUCAUUGGAAGGACAAUCUGUGUUAAAGUGCGAAUAUCGAAGUAGUCAGUUGUAACGACGAUCUCUCUUUGGAUGGAUGCAGAGCAGUUGCAAUGUGGGGUUGGUUUUGUGUUUUCAAAGACAAAUGCUAAGUGGCAGACAUCGAUAACAUUAAAUGUACCGACAGUAUCAAUAUACAUGCCUGCUUAUAAGUCACAUUAGAUGGUCAAUACUGCAAAUGGUUGGGAUAAAGGUGCUAUUCCUUAGAAAGUGAAGAUGGCUUUGAAUUAUCUAGUCACAUUCUGAUCAACGCCAAUGUUUGUCGAAAAGCAUACACAACAUCAGGUGCUCCUGAUGAUACCCUAAAGAAAAUUGGGGUUAGUUAUGAUACAGAAAACUAUGUAUGUUAAUUGUCAAAUCCAGAAGUAGAUUUAUGCAGCACUCCAGGAAUGAAUUAUUAUGCAUGUUUGUCAACCCAAGCUGAUGCAUGUGAUUGGACAGGUACUAAAUGCAACAUCUUCGAUUUCGGAGUGACAUACACACAAUGCAAUCAAUAUAUAUCUGUAUCUCCAAAGGUCUGCGCUUCAAUCGAUACAUCAAACUUAAAAUGCUAACACAAUUCAACCACUUAAAACUGCGAAAACUUCACUGAAACUACUGAAAUCUUUGUUAAAAAUUAAGAUGGUCUAUACAUAAACACUAAAAAGGGUAUGAAUCGAUUGGCUUGUAUCAGUGUGGCUAAAUAGCCUACCAUUUGGGCCAAUGGAAGAUGCGAAUACAAUAAUGUCAAAGUAGCAUUAAUAACCUGUAACGAAUUGGUAGAUGUCAAUCCCAUGUCUUGUGCUCAAAUUGACAAGGACAAUGUCACUUGCAAGUACUUCAAAGAAGGAACAUGUACUGCAUAAUUUGAUCCAUAAGUUGAUAAAUGCAGUACACCUGGCUUAAAUAAAGUAGGUUGUGUUUCUAUAGAAACGGAGUAGUGUCGCUUCUCAGAAGGAACUUGUUCAAAAUAUGAAAUUUCAAAUAUUAUCAAAUGUCAUGAAAUGACAAAUGUGAAUGCCCUUGUCUGCAAAAAUAUCAUAAAUUAAAAUUGCAAAUUCAGUUUUGUGAAAAGAGGAUGUGUCUAAUCAUAUUCAAAUGAUAAAUGUUCAUACAGUGGACUCAAUCAAUCUGGAUGUAAUAAAACCACCUAAUGUCAAUGGAUCGAUGAUCGAUGCUUCUGUAAAGGAGAAGUUUCGUCACUCCAAUUAAUAGAUUGCACCAAGUUCACUUCUGAGAGUUGUCAAAACUACAAAUCCUGCAUUUUUGACAAAACAACUGGUCUCUGUCGAAACAGAAAAUGCAGUGAUCUUGCACUUGCCUCUUGUUCAGGUACUAUAGCCAAAUCUACUUGCUAUGUUAAUCUCUAUAAAUGCAGUUCUGCCUCUAAGUGUUCGGAACUCUUUAAUGUAGAUUGUAGUCUUUAUACUAUUGCUGGUAAGAAAUGUGCUGAAGAUCUAUGGAAUGACAAUCAUUGCAUCGAUUAAGGAUGUCAACAUUUCAAUGAAGACUAAUGUAAUGGUAAUUGCCAAUGGUCAUACGCUUAAUGUGUGCUCAAGGACUGCAACUACAUGAAAAAAGAGAGUUGCACUGGCAUCAUGAAUAAUAAGCAAUGUUAUUGGGAUGGCACUUAUUGUUAGGCCCUUAAUUCCUGUAAGGAAUAUAUUACAUAUUCCAAAUUAACUGAUACAACCCAGUAGCAACAGUUGUGUACUUCUUCAACGUUUCUUAAUAAGAAAUGCAGAUGGGAACUCAUUGAACCUUUUGGAACUGAAUAUUAAUGCACAUCCAAAUUAUGUUCUGAUUAAGGUACCAGUUCAUCAACUUGUCAUGGAUUCGAAGCUCAAGGAGAGGUAUGCGUAUUAUUACCAGACUUCACUUGUGUGGCUUGCUCAGAAAUUACAGACUCUUGUACCUGUUUAAAUAUGAAUGGUUACUGUUACUACAGUGAAACCAAGGGAUGCAUAUCAAAUUUGUGUAGCGAUCUGGAUGAAGCUUCUUGUGGUAACAUAUUUCUUCAACUUAUUUAUAGCAUCAAAUUCAUAAAGAUGCACGUUUAUUAACAAGUAAUGUAAACCAUCCUGCGGUAAAUUGAGAAGUGUUGAAUGUACUGCAAGAUAACAGUCCAGUGAGUGUCAUUGGAAUAGUAACGUUAUGAGAUGUCUUGAUGGUGCCCCUCCUAGUGUCAAUCUAAACACCAUGGAGGAAGUUAUAGUCAUAGAGAGCUCGAUUUCUAAGAUUAACUAAGUGAUCAUCAUGCUAAUAAUGAUAUAUAUUAAUUGA